AUCUGGUAUCGGUUGUCCUUCGUCCUCGUCCCUUUGUCUUUCUGCUCGCUGUGCGGCUUUUGCUCCCCUGCUCUUCUCUGCACGUCUUUCAUUCGGGCCUUUCUUCGUUCACUGUUUCCGUUCCCUUGCAAUUGUAUUUCAGCACAUACUUCAGCACAUACCGACCAUCACCACCAGUUCCCACAUAUCGACAAUGUUCUCCACCCGUUUCCUUACCCUCUCCGUCUUCGUCGCUCUCAUCGGUAGUGCAUUCGCGUUGCCCACUCCCGGGACUUCAAUCCUCGCCGCUCGCCACGGCGGAGCGCAAGAAGAAUCCGAACUCUUCCUCCGCGAAGUAGCCCGCAUCGCAGCCCUCCAGGCCCGUGAGCCCACUCCCGCACCCGAGCCCGUCCUCAAAGCCGACUUCUCCGGCUUCGAACCCGACUACAAACGUUCCCCUUCCCCUGAACCCGUCCCAGAGCCUGCAGCAUCCGGGCCUGUAGACGAUCUCUUCGCUCGUGAGAUCUCUCGCAUCCGUGAGGCCGAACUUCAACGCCGUGAUCCUUCGUCUACUACGACCAUCACCGUCGGCGAUGUCACCAUUAAGCAGCAGAGCAAGCGUGUCGAGGAGGAGGAGGAGGAGGAGGUAGAGGAAAGGUCAUUGGAUAGCGACGGUGACGACAGUUCCGCUGACCUGCUCAGCGCUGAGCUUAACCGUAUCUCUGCUAUCGCGAAGGCGAAGAGGGAGGCGGAGAAGGCUGAGUUGUUGAGGCGGGAGUUCGAGAGGAUUGCGAUUGUGACCAGCAGGCCAAAGUCCCAGGGUAAGAGGGAGGUUGUUGAGUUUAGGAGGACGGAGGAAGGGGAGGAGUUGUUGAGGAGGGAGAUUGAGAGGAUUGCGGGGUUGCAGAGGAGGAGUGAGUGAACGGUCGACGGUUACAAGUCAUUGCUCUCAUAUCGUCGCUCUCUUUCUUCCUGGGCCGGCGAGAACUUGGUCUACGUUCUUCUGAGCUGGUUUCCCCGAUGUGCGAGUUGGUAUAGCAUGUCGUGUUGUAUUUCAUAAGGGCUUUUUGGUGUACACCGGAAUAUAUGUGGGCACGUCAGGUUGACGUUGGACAAGG
Stereum hirsutum FP-91666 SS1 is the source of this 1097-nucleotide messenger RNA. RefSeq lists its product as uncharacterized. The record is from RefSeq and is a predicted model, not a curated record. The coding region runs from base 194 to 901 and encodes 235 amino acids. The transcript has 3 exons. Lineage: Eukaryota; Fungi; Basidiomycota; Agaricomycetes; Russulales; Stereaceae.